AUGCGAAAGGGGAACCUGCAACGAACUGCCCUGUACCUGGCAGCCGGGAAUGGCCACCAUGAAACUGUGUCAGCCUUACUGACAGCUGGUGCAGAUGUGAACACAAGAGACCAGAAACAAAGAACUCCUCUGCACCUGGCGGCCGUAGCCGAGAAUUGCUACCAUGAAACCGUGUCAGUUCUGCUGACAGCUGGUGCAGAUGUGAACGCACGGGACAAUGAGCAAAUGACUCCUCUUCACUGGGCAGCCGCAAAUGGUCACCAUGAAACUGUAUCAGCCUUACUGACAGCUGGUGCAGAUGUGAACGCACGGGACAAGUGGCAAAGUUGUCCCCUGCACUGGGCAGCCGAGAAUGGCCACCAUGAAACUGUAUCAGCCUUACUGGCAGCUGAUGCAGAUAUGAACGCAAAGAACAAGAGGCAAUAUUCUCCCCUGCACCUGGCAUCCGAGAAUGGCGACCGUGAUACUGUAUCAGCUUUACUUGAAGCUGGUGCAGAUGUGAACGCAUGGGACAAUUGUCAAAGUUCUCCCCUGCACUGGGCAGCCCUGAAUGACAAACAUGAAACUGUAUCAGCUUUACUGACAGCUGGUGCAGAUGUGAAGGCACUGGACAAGUGGAGAAAAACCCCCCUCCAUGACGCAGCUACACGGGGCCACCCCAAGUGUGCGGAAAUACUGCUGCAGCAUGGGGCUGAUACCGUCAUCAGGAACAAGGAAGGUAGAACGGCGAAUGACAUCGCAGCAGAUGAGGACAUCAGGGGCGGUAUAACUGAAAACACCAAAGAAGAGAAAGAACGAGUCACUCACGGUAGAAAAAAAGUACUGGAGCUUCUUCAAAAACAAAAUAAUAGAGUCUCCAAACCUAAGAAGGGGUACGAUCCUGUACUCGUCCGGUACUUUGAGAAAGGAAUGACCAAGGCGAAGAAGGAUUGCCCUUUGAUACAAGAAGCAGCGAAAGAGAGUGGGAAAACAGAAGAACAAGUGCGGACUUUUAUCGGCAACUACCGCAAGAGUCUGGGCGACAAGAAGCGCAGACAGUCCACAGAUGACACUGUUGCUGGACACAGCGGGUUCACGGGAUAUCAUGAAGACUCAGGAAUGUUGGAUGAGGACAUCAGGAACAAUGAUUAUGAGAGAGAACGAGUCAGUCAGAGUCAAAAGGAAAUACUGAAGCUUCCGCGACAACACAAUGAUGUGAGUCUCUACAACAAUUAUGCAUGA
Branchiostoma belcheri (Belcher's lancelet) is the source of this 1221-nucleotide messenger RNA. RefSeq names its product 26S proteasome non-ATPase regulatory subunit 10-like. NCBI's taxonomy places the organism in Eukaryota, Metazoa, Chordata, Leptocardii, Amphioxiformes, Branchiostomatidae. The record is from RefSeq and is a predicted model, not a curated record. The transcript is spliced from 13 exons. Gene Ontology annotation, molecular function: protein binding. Bases 1 to 1221 code for a protein of 406 amino acids.